AAUUUCUAUGAUGCCAUCGCUGAGCCAAGCACAUGUUAAUCUUCACCAAAGCAUCAGCCCAACAAGCGGAAGUGCCUACGGGAUCCAUUUGGGCGCAUAGGUGACACUUGAUAACGAAUUCCACUCACUGUGGGCUGGCCAUGUCUGACAACAACGCCAAGACCCAAGUCAUAGAGCCCCGGCUGUAUAAGAAGGCAGACUCUCUGUCUGAACCGCCCCGACCCAACAUCAACAUCACUCCAAGAACGUAUAUCUCUCACCUCUUCCUACCAACGAUUCUACCAACAGCAACAAUGAGCUUCAAGACUACGAUCACUAAGCUUUUCUCAACCAAGUCCGAUGCCAAAUCCGUCACAUCCGUCGAAACCAUCAGCCUGAAGAGCACUGCAAGCACAAUCUCUGGUGUUGGACACCAAGACACACGUAACACCCCGCUUCUGUCGGCAUCAAAGGGCGGGCGCGCCAGAGGACGCACUGAGCUACCUGCUCAGCGGCAAAACCCAGAUGGUAUCUGCCGCCACCCUGAACCCGCCGAGCAUGUAAACGCAUACAUCUUUUACUGCCGACCCUUUCUCUGCCUGUAUAGAAUUUCGCUUUUCUCAUAAAUUGACAUCAACAUCCUUGUUGCUCAAAUUGCCGACUUUUGAAUUAGGUAAACCCGGGCUGUCUAAACAUGUUGAGGGAGGCGGAAUCGGGAUGUCUUGUGCCAU
This is a messenger RNA of Linderina pennispora, 710 nucleotides long. RefSeq lists its product as uncharacterized. Lineage: Eukaryota; Fungi; Kickxellomycota; Kickxellomycetes; Kickxellales; Kickxellaceae. The coding region runs from base 141 to 605 and encodes 154 amino acids. The transcript has a single exon. The record is from RefSeq and is a predicted model, not a curated record.